AUGACAGCAGCAAGAGCAUAUACAAAAACUGAAUUCGAUAUUCAUAUGACAGAUCUGAGCAACACAAAUCCAAAAGUUACAGAAUAUCUCAAGGGGAUAGAAUUUAAAAAGUGGGCAGUUUCACAUUCUUUGAACAAAAGAUACAAUAUUAUGACAUCUAAUACAACAGAAUCACUCAAUGCAGCAGUUAACAGAGCAAGAGAAUUACCAGUUACAAUGAUUAUGGAAUACUUAAGAAGCCUUGUUCAAAGAUGGAGCUGCAACAACAAAAAUCUUGCAAAAGGAACUUUCACAGUAUUGUCUACUAAAUAUGAAACUCUUCUUAGAGAAAAUUAUUUAGAAUCCCUACAACUCAAGGUGAAUGGAACAACAAAUGAAUUCAUUUUCAGUGUAGUUGAAUUGGAAGACACUUAUACAGUUAACAUGAAGGAAAGGACUUGCACAUGUAACAAAUUUCAAAUAGAUAUGCUUCCUUGUAAAUAUGCUACAGCUGUAUGCUAUGAGAAGCACCAAGACCCACAUGAAUAUUGCUCAAAAUACUUCAGAAAUGAAGAAAUAAUAAAAGUAGAAAGGCCAAAAAAGAGAAGAAUCAAAGGUUCAGUCGAACAAAAGACUCAAAACAAGUGUAACAGAUGUGGCUUUUAUGGGCAUAACCGUAAAACAUGCAGAGGUAUACCAAAAAAAUCAUAG
This is a messenger RNA of Mercurialis annua (annual mercury), 690 nucleotides long. RefSeq lists its product as uncharacterized. Gene Ontology annotation, molecular function: zinc ion binding. The transcript has 3 exons. The record is from RefSeq and is a predicted model, not a curated record. NCBI's taxonomy places the organism in Eukaryota, Viridiplantae, Streptophyta, Magnoliopsida, Malpighiales, Euphorbiaceae. Bases 1 to 690 code for a protein of 229 amino acids.